UGGGUGUGGCGGUUAUCCCAUCAAUGAAUAUAAUUAACUUGUUGCUGUUUACCGGAUUUUUCUGCUGGGAGCAUUUAUUCAAGCCUUAGCUAAAGAAACGUUAGAAAAGAUGGCAAACAAGGAAGAAGCUACCGUCCCCGAGGUGAAGGAGCCCAGUUCUGAAGAGAAGGACACGAUUGAUCCCAUCAAGAAGUCUGAGCAAGAGCUUAUGAGUCGUUAUCCUAAGCACCUUCAGCCAAAACAGAAAAGUGUCGCUCAGCGUAAAAUAUCAUCUGGAGGCGUCCAGUACUUUGACUCUGGCGAUUACAAUGCUGCUGCUCACAAAAAGGAGAAACAGAAGAUGCUGGAUCUGCCAGGAAGACCAGCGAUAAAUCCGGCCAUGGCUCGACUUCAGGGAAGACCACCAAGCAAACUGACAGCACCAAAGAGUGGACUAGCAAGUGUAGCAAGAUCUGAACAGUAGAAGGACUCACUCUCUCUCAAUCUCUCUCAUCUCUCCUCUCUCUCUUCCUGUGUAUCAUUUAUAGAGAAAUUAGUACUGACAUGCAUGCACUGGCUCAAUAAUGUUGUCUUUGAUCUUCUAGUUUUGCUGUUAAAUUUAUUAUAUUUUUUUCUUUACUUUUUGACUUUACGUUUUUCUUUCUCACUCUCACUCUCUUUCCGUUCUUUUUCUUUUCUUUUUCUUUUCUCUUUAAAAAUCCAGAGACAAUGCUAAUAUUAUUAUUAUUAUUAUUAUCAUUAUUAUUAUUAGUUCUUAAUUGUUCAUUACAUUUUUGUGUUUUUUUGCCGGUUUUGUCUUGUAGAUUAUUAUUAUCAUAAUUUAUUAUUAUUAUUAUUAUUAUUAU
Messenger RNA from Amphimedon queenslandica, 845 nucleotides. Its product is annotated as cAMP-regulated phosphoprotein 19-like. The transcript is spliced from 3 exons. Bases 110 to 463 code for a protein of 117 amino acids. Lineage: Eukaryota; Metazoa; Porifera; Demospongiae; Haplosclerida; Niphatidae. The record is from RefSeq and is a predicted model, not a curated record.